GCCGAUGAACAUGGCUGCCGCCAGCCAGUCAGCCAGACAUUUGUUUCCAGUCAAACAUUGUGGAAUCUGUUCUUUCAUACCCAAAACCCUGUCGAAAGCUUAGACAUUAAUCAUAUAAAAAUUAAACAGGAUAGAUGUAGUCUGCUAAAACUUCAUUAUCUGUUCCCAUUACAAAGUCUUCAACUUCUUCCAAAGUCUUCCUAGGUUGCAGUCAUAGAUGUCAGUCCAGUCCCACCAUUGUUUCUCCUUCUCUCUUCCGUGUCCUCCUUCAGAUAAAUGCUAAAGAUAUCAAACUAGGAGAUUCACAUGGAAAUCAACAAACAAAUCAUGGGAGCAACCAAAAGACCUUCUAUUAUUCUCUUGUAUAUUCUCUUUGUAGGUUUGCUUCCGUUGAAGAUCACAUCAUCACCAAGGACACAAGCAGAAGCUCUCAUCAAAUGGAAGAAUACCUUAUCUGUUCCACCACCUUCUCUCAAUUCUUGGUCCCUCAACAACCUUACCAGCCCUUGCAACUGGACUUCCAUUAUCUGCAACUCCUCUGGAGAUGUUUCUGAAGUAAACCUCUCUGGUCUAAACAUCUCUGGGACACUGGACGAAUUCAACUUCACAGAAUUUCCUCAUCUCACUAGUUUUAAUGCCAGCAACAAUUCUCUCUUUGGAUCAAUACCAUCAUCAAUUGGUACCCUUUCAGAGCUCACUUUCUUGGACUUGAGCACCAAUUUACUUGAAAACGAGGUGCCUGUAGAGUUGGGGAAUCUGACAGAGCUUCGUUAUCUUAGUCUCUUUAACAACAAUCUUAAUGGUACUGUUCCAUUUCAACUCAGCCAUCUUCAAAAGGUAUGGUACCUAGACUUUGGAUCAAACUUCUUAACAACUCCUGACUGGUCUCAAUUUUCCCCCAUGCCCUCAUUGACUCGCCUCAGCUUCUUUUUCAAUGAACUUACCUCAGAAUUCCCUGGUUUUAUACCCAAUUGCCGGAACUUAACUUAUCUGGAUUUGUCUUUGAAUACCCUUGAUGGUCAAAUACCAGAAUCUGUGUUUGCCAAUCUCAGCAACCUUCAACAUCUAAAUCUCAGUGAUAAUUCAUUUGCAGGAUCUUUGCCAUCAAACAUUUCUAAGCUUUCCAAUCUCAUUGAUCUUCGUAUAGCUAAUAACGAGCUCAAUGGUCCAAUUCCUGAGUCUAUAGGAUCCUUAUCUAAUCUUCAACUUCUGGAACUGUUUGGAAAUUCCUUUCAAGGUGGGAUUCCUCCUUCUCUAGGCCAGCUAAAGACUCUUCAACGUCUUGAUCUUCGGAUGAAUGCGUUGAAUUCCAGCAUACCUUCUGAGCUUGGUCUCUGCACUAACCUCACCUUCUUGGCCUUAGCUGUGAAUCAGCUUAGCGGAGAGUUACCUCUGUCAUUGUCCAAUUUGGUCAAAAUAUCUGAGCUUGGUUUGUCAGAUAAUUCUCUCUCUGGUGAGAUUUCACCUUCUCUAAUAGGUAACUGGACCGAAUUGUUCUCGUUGCAACUCCAAAACAAUUCCUUCGCUGGUGAAAUUCCAGAAGAAAUUGGCCAAUUGACAAAGCUCACCAUCCUCUAUCUGUUCAAUAACAACCUCUCUGGCUCAAUUCCCUCCGGGAUAGGGAACUUGAAUAAUCUGCUUGAAGUAGACCUUUCGGAAAACCAACUUUCAGGACCAAUCCCUGUCACAAUAUGGAACCUGACGAACCUCCAAGCCAUGCAGCUUUUCUCCAAUAACCUCAACGGCACGAUACCUCCGGAGAUUGGAAAUAUAAAAUCCCUGCUUUCUUUUAAUGUCAACACAAACCAACUCCAAGGGGAGUUGCCAGAGACCAUUUCUAACCUAACUAGUUUGCAGGGGUUUUCAGUUUUCACUAACAAUUUCGUAGGUACUAUUCCCAAGGAUUUUGGAAAAUUCAGUCCUGAUCUGGCCUCUGUUAGCUUCUCAAACAACAGCUUCUUUGGAGAGCUGCCGCCUGAAUUGUGCAGUGGUCUUGCUCUUCAAGAUUUUACUGUCAAUGGUAACAGAUUUACUGGUUCAUUGCCAAGCUGCUUGAAGAAUUGCACCAAUUUGACGAGAGUACGGCUUGAUAUGAACCAAUUCAAUGGUAGCAUCACGAAUGCUUUUGGAAUCCAUCCUUUUCUGGAAUUCAUUUCUCUAAAUGACAACCAGUUUACUGGUGAAAUCUCUCCAGAGUGGGGAGAAUGCAAAAACCUUACCAAUUUGCAAAUGGAUAAGAACAGAAUUUCUGGUACAAUCCCUGCUGCACUUGGAGAGUUGUCUCGGCUGUCUCUUCUAACCCUAGACUCCAAUGACUUGACAGGGGAGAUUCCUGAUGAGCUUGGAAACUUAAGCAUGUUGUUCGAGCUCGGUUUGAGCAGAAAUCAUUUGAUGGGGGAAAUUCCUAGUAGUAUAGGAAAUUUAAAGGAGCUCACACACCUUGAUUUCUCGAGUAAUCAUUUGACCGGAGAUAUACCGGAAGAGCUUGGCAAUUGCGACAGAUUAUUGAGCUUGAACCUGAGCCACAACAAUCUGUCUGGUGAAAUUCCAUUUGAGCUAAGCAACUUAAAUUCACUGCAGAUUUUGUUGGAUCUGAGUAGCAAUUCACUCUCAGGAGCAAUUCCUCAAGACUUGAGAAGACUUACUACAUUGGAAAGACUCAAUCUCUCACAUAACCAUCUCUCAGGGAGAAUUCCUCCAGCGUUAUCCGACAUGGUUAGUCUCCGUGUCUUUGAUUUCUCCUUCAAUGAGUUGACGGGUGAAGUCCCUAGUGAUGGCGUCUUCCAAGAUGCAAGUUCAACAUCUUUCAUUGGGAACCCAGACUUGUGUGGAGAUGUGGUUGGAUUAAAUCCUUGCAGCACAAAUUUAGGGACUGGCAGCAAUUCAGGAAUCAAAAAGAAAGUUCUCAUUGCUGUCCUUGUUCCUGUGUCAUUUCUUGUAUUAGUUGUUGCAACAAUUGUUCUUGUGAUUGUAACACGUGCUAAAAAAUCCAGUCCCACUGAUGAGGAAAGAAAAAGUAGAUCAAAUGAUGAUAGUUAUGCAUCGAUGAUAUGGGAAAGAGAAGGGAAAUUCACGUUUGGGGAUAUUGUGAAGGCCACUGAAGAUUUCAGUGAGAAGUAUUGCAUUGGUAAAGGAGGUUUUGGAAGCGUUUACAAGGCAGUGCUGCAAACAGGUCUAGUUGUUGCAGUUAAAAAACUUCAUAUGUCAGACUCUUCGGACAUUCCUCUGGUGAACCGUCAGAGUUUUGAAAACGAGAUUCGUAUGCUGACCGAAGCAAGACAUCGAAAUAUCAUAAAGCUGUAUGGGUUCUGUUCUCAGAGAGGAUGCUUGUAUCUGGUUUAUGAGUAUAUAGAGAGGGGUACUCUGAGAGAGGUUUUAUAUGGAGAAUUGGAGCUGGGCUGGGCUGCAAGAGUGAAAAUUGUGCAGGGAGUGGCUCAUGCAAUUUCUUAUUUGCACAAUGAUUGCUCUCCUCCCAUCGUACACAGGGACAUAUCCUUGAAUAACAUUUUGCUUGAGGCAGAUCUUGAGCCUCGUCUGUCAGAUUUUGGAACUGCUAGGCUUUUGAACCCAGAUUCAUCCAACUGGACUGCAGUUGUUGGAUCUUAUGGCUACAUGGCUCCAGAACUUGCCCAAACAAUGCACGUUACAGAUAAAUGUGAUGUCUACAGCUUUGGAGUAGUCACAUUAGAAGUCAUGAUGGGAAGACAUCCCGGAGAGCUGCUAAAUUUUCUUUCAUCAUUGACAAAAAUGUCAUCAUCAGACAGUCAACAAUUUUUUCUGACGGAAAUACUUGAUCAGCGACUGCAACCUCCAACAGGCCAAUUGGCAGAGGAAGUAGUGUUUAUAGUCACAGUAGCCUUGGCAUGCGUACGCAGCAAUCCAGAAUCAAGACCUACCAUGCGUUCUAUAGCACAAGAAUUAUCAGCAAGGACCCAGGCUUACCUAUCUGAGCCAUUGGCAACGAUAACUCUCAGCAAACUAACAGGAUUUCAAAAAUAGAAUUAGGCAGAUCACAGAUUCUUGUGUGAACUCAGUUUCAUGCCACCACAUUCAAGUUCAAAUUUUGUAUAAAUAUAGUCAAGUAGUCAUGUAAUAGCUCUGCUUCCUAGAUUAAUUAUUCAAGUUCAAAUCAAAAGUUGAUGAUAUACUAUCAUCACAAAGACUUGAUAAUAUUAAAUAGCUGAUCCUAUCCAAUUGUCAAAAAGAAUUUGAUCUUGCUGUGGUUGACCAAAUCUAUUAUUUACAUUAACAUGAAUGACAUUGCCA
Carica papaya (papaya) is the source of this 4266-nucleotide messenger RNA. RefSeq lists its product as uncharacterized. The record is from RefSeq and is a predicted model, not a curated record. Gene Ontology annotation, molecular function: protein kinase activity; ATP binding; protein binding. Gene Ontology annotation, biological process: protein phosphorylation. Lineage: Eukaryota; Viridiplantae; Streptophyta; Magnoliopsida; Brassicales; Caricaceae.